AUGGAAAUUGUUAAAUCGAUGCUCUGUCGGACAGUAGGUUGCCUUUGGAUCCUUCAAUUUCGAGAAAUUUGGAUUUUCAGAAAAUUCUGCCACUACCGUAUCAUCUACGACAUAACUGAUAAAUCUGGUUCUCAUUACAUCAAUGCUGAUGGAUUCCGUCAAGGCCAAUAUAUACCAUUUCCGGAUUUCAAACCAGAGAUACCCCAAAUUACAUUUCGUUUUCCGAAAGAAGAUUAUUAG
Messenger RNA from Caenorhabditis briggsae, 240 nucleotides. Lineage: Eukaryota; Metazoa; Nematoda; Chromadorea; Rhabditida; Rhabditidae. The transcript has a single exon. The record is from RefSeq and is a predicted model, not a curated record. The coding region runs from base 1 to 240 and encodes 79 amino acids.